This is a messenger RNA of Gloeophyllum trabeum ATCC 11539, 1011 nucleotides long. RefSeq lists its product as uncharacterized. The record is from RefSeq and is a predicted model, not a curated record. The coding region runs from base 1 to 1011 and encodes 336 amino acids. NCBI's taxonomy places the organism in Eukaryota, Fungi, Basidiomycota, Agaricomycetes, Gloeophyllales, Gloeophyllaceae. The transcript is spliced from 2 exons.
AUGCUGGCUGGCCAGACUUUGGCUGAUUCAUCUGGCAUCUAUGUUAUCUCUCUUCCGCGACGUUACGACAGAAAACGGGAUAUGGAGCGUUUGCGAAGAGCACUCAAUCUUAAAUGGAGUUAUGUGGAUGCGCUCGACGCGGAUGAUAGUGCAAUCUCCAGGAUAAUUGAACGAGUCAGGCUGGAACGCUCGAAGAGUAGGAGUUACGUUGAGGACUCAACCGAGGUCAAGGCGCCCAGCUUAGAAUACUUCCACUGGCCAGAAGAUAUGGAUCUGAAUACUCUGUCCCGCGCCACGAUAAACCCUUCUGGAGCGGAUGGCUGGGGUUCUGAACACGCUCUCCCCUCUCAAUGGCCUGGGACUGGACCUGCUCCUCUUCUCGUUGAUCCUUUGAUGUGUGCCACUGAAAACAAUACGAUUCCUCCAUAUACACCAUCAGCGCCUCCCUACAAGCUCCUCACCCCCGCCAAGGUUGCUUGCUGGCAUUCACACCUGUCGGUUAUCCGGAAUAUCGCUAACAAGCCUGGCAAUUCGACCACUCUUGAUGAAGUGUAUAUAAUACUCGAAGACGACGUGGACAUGGAAUACGAUAUCAAAGAACGCCUCUGGGAUAUGUGGCCUGCUCUGCCUCCACAUUGGGAUAUGCUUUUCCUAGGGCACUGUUGGUCCAACGAGUCGCUGCACCCAGCCCUACCUUUACCCCCUUAUUCGGCGUUUUCUCCUCUCCACCCAUCUAACGCGCCGAAGUGCACGCACGCUUACGCUGUGACGAAGGCAGGCGCGGCGCGUCUUCUCCUCCAUCUACGAUACCCGCCCUUCGCAUACUCCCGGGCGAUCGACCAGGCAUACGCGUGGCUGAUACAGAGCGGUAGAUUGAGGGCGUUCUCGGUCGUUCCGAGUAUAGUCAUCCAGAGGAAGGUGGGGCAGAGUGAUGUGUGGGACGAGGAGCAUGGUGGUACUGGUAGUGAAUGGAGGGAUACGCUCGUCCAUGGUGUGCUUGGUACUUCAUGA